Odobenus rosmarus divergens (Pacific walrus) is the source of this 1665-nucleotide messenger RNA. It is a transcript of the gene CCDC102A, whose product is annotated as coiled-coil domain containing 102A. Bases 1 to 1665 code for a protein of 554 amino acids. Lineage: Eukaryota; Metazoa; Chordata; Mammalia; Carnivora; Odobenidae. Gene Ontology annotation, cellular component: myosin complex. The transcript is spliced from 8 exons. The record is from RefSeq and is a predicted model, not a curated record.
AUGAGCCACGGGCCCAGCCCCCGGCUGGCCGAGUCCCCGCAGCUGUCCAAGGGCAGCCUCCUGACCAUCCUGGGCAGUCCGUCGCCGGAGCGCAUGGGGCCCGCCGACUCGCUGCCGCCCACGCCGCCCAGCGGCACGCCCUCCCCGGGGCCGCCGCCCGCACUGCCGCUGCCGCUGCCGCCGGCGCCCGCGCUGCUGGCCGACGGGGACUGGGAGAGCCGCGAGGAGCUGCGGCUGCGGGAGCUGGAGGAGGCGCGCGCGCGGGCGGCGCAGAUGGAGAAGACCAUGCGCUGGUGGUCGGACUGCACGGCCAACUGGCGCGAGAAGUGGAGCAAGGUGCGCGCCGAGCGCAACCGCGCGCGCGAGGAGGUGCGCCAGCUGCGCCAGCGCCUCGACGCGCUCACCAAGGAGCUGGCCGGCGCGCGGCGCGAACGCCAGGAGGCGCAGGGCGAGUGCGAGGCGCGGGGCCGCGAGCUGGCGCGGCUGCGGGGCGCCCGGGGGGCCGCCGACCGCACGCCCGACGGGCCGGAGCCCGAGCCCGACAGGGAGCAGGAGCCGGUGCGCGACGUCGGGUCCGAAGUGCCCCAGGGCAGCCAGGAGCUGGAGCUAGUGGAGAGCCUGCUGAAGAGCAGACCAGAGGAGCCUGAGGGCUGCUGGGAGGCACGCAGCGUGGGGGCCGGGGGCCCACGGGGCAGCUCAGGCCGCCAGGAGCGCAGCCGGCUGCCCUGGGAGGACACGGCCACCAUCGAGGAGGAUGCAUCCAAGUUGACCGCCCUGCGGCUGCGGCUAGAUGAGUCCCAGAAGGUGCUGCUCAAGGAGCGAGAGGAUAAACUGGCACUGAGCAGGAACAUUGAGAAGCUGGAGGGGGAGCUGAGCCAGUGGAAGAUCAAGUAUGAGGAGCUGAACAAGACCAAGCAGGAGAUGCUGAAGCAGCUCAGCAUCCUGAAGGAGGCCCACCAGGACGAGCUGGGUCGCAUGUCCGAAGACCUGGAGGAUGAACUCGGUGCACGGUCCAGCAUGGACAGGAAGAUGGCGGAGCUGAGGGGUGAGAUGGAGCGGCUGCAGGCGGAGAACGCGGCCGAGUGGGGUCGCCGUGAGCGGCUGGAGACCGAGAAGCUGGGCCUGGAACGGGAGAACAAGAAGCUGCGGGCGCAGGUCGGGGACCUGGAGGAGGCACUGGCCCGCCGGCGGAGGCAGACAGCCAGCGCCCUGGACUGUGACCUGCGGGCCAGCCAGGCUGCACUUUUCGAGAAAAACAAGGAGCUGGCCGACCUGAAGCAUGUGCACGGCAAGCUGAAGAAGCAGUUUCAGGAGAAGGUGGCCGAGUUGGCACAUGCCAACCGGCGGGUGGAGCAGCACGAAGCAGAGGUGAAGAAGCUGCGGCUGCGGGUGGAGGAGCUCAAGAAGGAGCUGGCCCAGGCCGAGGAUGAGCUGGAUGAGGCCCACAACCAGGCACGGAAGCUGCAGCGGUCGCUGGACGAGCAGACGGAACAGAGCGAGAACCUACAAGUGCAGCUGGAGCAUCUGCAGUCCAGGCUCCGCAGGCAGCAGCAGAACGCCCCCCUCUUUGGGAAGAUCCGAAGCGCUCGCUUUGGCGCCGAGGAGGCCGGGGACGGAGCCAGCGACCUGGAUGAAGACGAGGACCUGCAGAUCCAGGUGGCCUAG